This is a messenger RNA of Blastocystis hominis, 276 nucleotides long. RefSeq lists its product as hypothetical. The transcript is spliced from 3 exons. Gene Ontology annotation, molecular function: nucleic acid binding. Bases 1 to 276 code for a protein of 91 amino acids. Gene Ontology annotation, cellular component: U2-type post-mRNA release spliceosomal complex. Lineage: Eukaryota; Bigyra; Opalinata; Blastocystidae. Gene Ontology annotation, biological process: spliceosomal complex disassembly. The record is from RefSeq and is a predicted model, not a curated record.
AUGAGCGAUUUUUCUCAGUUUACGAAGAAGGAUGAGCCAGAGAAGGAAAAGACCGCGGCCUAUACUACAGGAUUCGGAGUUGAAUUAAUGAGAAAGAUGGGCUUUGAAGGUCGUUUAGGAAAAGAUGGACAAGGUAUUUCAAAUCCUAUUGCAACCAAAAAAAGACCCGAGGGUUUGGGUUUGGGAGCAAACGGGUUCAAAGAAGCAUCAACGCUUAAAGCAAAUAAAGAGAUUGCCAAAAUAUAUAAUAAAGUAUGCUAUAUCGUUGCUUUGUAA